This is a messenger RNA of Mytilinidion resinicola, 619 nucleotides long. RefSeq lists its product as uncharacterized. The transcript is spliced from 3 exons. The coding region runs from base 193 to 606 and encodes 137 amino acids. Gene Ontology annotation, molecular function: structural constituent of ribosome. Gene Ontology annotation, biological process: mitochondrial translation. The record is from RefSeq and is a predicted model, not a curated record. Lineage: Eukaryota; Fungi; Ascomycota; Dothideomycetes; Mytilinidiales; Mytilinidiaceae. Gene Ontology annotation, cellular component: mitochondrial large ribosomal subunit.
GUAAUGAUGGCGACAGUGACACGGUGAGGUGUGGGCGACGGUGAGAGGAAGGGGAACUGAAGGCAGCGACGCGACUCCAGGAAAGUUGGACUAGCGCCGGCGAAAAGAACGGUCCGGGCUAUCUUGGCGUUCUUCGAGGUGAAAGUCGAUCGACUUCAUCACUUCAAGGCGCUGCUGGACAAAUUGUGCAUCAUGCCGCUUUCCGCUGUCAAGGCCGUGGCCAAAGGCCAGAACGGCGUCGGCGCCUUCAUCCUCCAGUGCAAACGCCUCGACUUCCACUACUGCGACUGGGCCGGGAGUUCUAGGGGCAUGAACGCGUUCAUUCAAAAGCGUCUGCCCCAAUUCGCGCGCGAGAACCCUCAAAUCGAAAUCACUGUCUCCCCUCGACCGCAUAAACAUCCUGUCGUCAAGGGCCACUACAUCAAUGGACGAGAAAAGGCCGUCUGUGUAAGGAAUAUGACAACCGAGAUGAUCCUCGAGAAAGCAAGCCUACUGAGGGAUGCCAGUGGCGAGAAGUUGAAGAGGGUGAACAAGCCGGUGACCAGCGUCAACGAGAGCGUGAGAGGCAUUUGGAGUCCAUAUCACGGCGCGCAGUAUAAAAUAUGAGAUGCGCAAAGAG